Molecule: messenger RNA, 2082 nt
Organism: Phytophthora megakarya
Lineage: Eukaryota; Oomycota; Peronosporomycetes; Peronosporales; Peronosporaceae
Source: the annotation of a GenBank genome assembly
AUGGAUGUCUGGGUAACGAACAUCGGAGAGGGAGUGGAUGUACUCUUAGGAAUGGAUUUCAUGUUCAGUGCUGGAGUACGUCUAGGUAUUCGUGAAGGAAUGGUAGGUCUCCCGGAUGAAGAAUCGAUUUUGAUGUACGGGUAUACUUCUGCCCCCUUCGAGGAUUGCAUCUGCGACCCGGAGAACAUGCAAACGUGGCCAUCCGAUAUGGACAAUGUCGCCCGCUCCAAGACGUCGUAUGGGCAGGACGAGGUGAUCAGUGGGUCACCCAAAUUGUUUAUGACGCACGAUCGUGCAAUAAAAGUGAUCAACGUUUCGGACCGAGACUGUUGGAUCGAGCCUAGGCCACCCGUUGCUCGGAUUGCGGAAUAUGGGGAUAUUCCCAUAAUUAUUCAGGAGAACACAUUGUCCGCGAUGCCGAGGGUGCGUCAGGAAGCGUAUGAACAGAUGCUUCGGGAUGCGGCUCCGCCUGCAGUUAUGGUUCCCAAGUACAAAUGGUUAACGAAGUUACUAGUGAGGCCAAGGGAACCUGAGCGAGCCCAGGUUACGAAGAUCGUGGAAGCGUUUCAACUGCAAAAGGACACCGAUGGUGUGGGAUUGGCUGAGAAUGCUACGCUUGAGGCAUACCCCCGAGUAGAAGUCCCAGACGAGGUGGCUCAGGGAUCUGUAUGCGAUGCUUUCCAGGACGACCCGAGUGUAAAAGACGAGGAGUUCGAGUUACCUUCUUCGGCCGUACCCGGAACACCGCUCGCGAGACUUGAUGCAGCGUAUGGCAGGUGUAUGCGAGUGAGCGCUGAAGAACUCGAUUUGGAACCGGCGGUUUAUAUUCGCGAAGGGAUUGGUUAUGCUACUGAUUUGGAUGAUCUCUCUCCUGAAUGUGAUAUUGAGGCCGCUUACGUUGGGGAACCAAGCGAGAGCACGGAGGACCAUGAGAAGCAGCUGAAGGCCGUCCUGAAAAGGCAUCGGGAGAUCUUCUUAGGUGAUGGGAAUGCUGCCCCUCCCCCGGCGAGGGGCGUCAUCUGUGAUCUAGAUGUAGGUGAAGCCAGGACAGUUGCACAACGACCUCGAUCGGUCGGUCCGCACUUGGGAAUCAAGGUGUACAAGUUAUUAAAGAAGUUUCUGGAAGCUACACUGAUUGAACACACGGAAUCGCCAUGGGCAUCCCCAAUUUUGAUCGUGCUCAAGAAAAACGGAGUGGAUAUUCGAAUGUGUAUCGACUAUCGGGUCGUGAACAGUUUCAUUCAAUUGUCGAACUACCCACUACCGCUGAUUGAUGACUUCAUCACUGGUUUCGAAGGAAUGUGGUUUAUGAGUCUUGACGUGGCGAGUGGUUUCUGGGCAGUCCGAAUGACUGAGAGGGCUAAGCUGAUCUCGGCAUUCACCUGUCCAUUCGGGCACUUCCAAUGUAUACGUAUGCCAUUCGGGUUGAAAAACGCCCCACUAAUUUACCAACAGAUGAUCAACAAUUGCCUGUGGGGAUUUGAUGUGUUAGACUACUUGAAGUUGGACCCUCAGUCACCGAGGGAUGAAAUGGAUGUGAAACGCAGUAUGACACCGCUAGUGGAGCAAAUGACGGUUUUCAGACGCAAUAUCCCUGCACCAUCCCAAAUGGGGCAAGUCUUGGGGCGCAGUUCAUAUAUCGACGACAUCGCGCAUGGGGCGGCCACGUGGGAUCAGCUAUGCGGUGAUUUAGAUGCAUUGCUCUAUCGGUUACGUAUCUCGGUUAGCCUGUCCAAGAGCGAGUUCGGGAAACGUGUCAUACCGGCUACGUGCCACCCCGGAAAUCGUAAAAUGUAUUCAGGAGUUCCAAUUCCGUCUUCCCUGAAAGAAGUCCAGUCCUUUCUAGGCAGCCUGAAUUACUACCACAAAUUCAUUGAGGAUUAUGCCGUGGUAGCUGCUUCACUCUAUGAGUUGAUAGAUGACCAAGAAUCCUUUGAGAUCCUGAAGAGGAAGAUCGUGUAUACACCUCUACUCAGACAUCCGGACCGAACGAAGCCUUUCGUGGUCAUCCCUCAUGCGAAUCAGUGGGCUGCUUGUGCGGUUUUAGGACAGAUGCAUGACGGACUCGUUCAGCCCGUUUGA